Molecule: messenger RNA, 1059 nt
Organism: Rotaria socialis
Lineage: Eukaryota; Metazoa; Rotifera; Eurotatoria; Philodinida; Philodinidae
Source: the annotation of a GenBank genome assembly
AUGUGUUAUUAUGUUCAUACGGCAUUUGUUUUCAAUGUUUUGGACGGCGAACGUCUUUGUACGAGUAAACAUGUGAAUAGUACACUUGUUAAAUUUGCUUCUCAUGAAUGGGGAAAUAUUAAUACGACGCGAUUUCUUGGUCGAAAAUUUGAUGAUGUGCUACUUGAAUCUUUCUAUUAUCAAUUAGAAAAACGAUUAAUAGCUGAAUCAGAAAAUGAAACAAAUCAAAAGCAUUGGUUACGAUUAUUACUUGGAGAUAGCACUGAUCAAAAUGAUUGUGUUUUACGUUAUUUUAUUCGUUCAUCGGGUGCAUUUACUAUUUUACAUCGAUGUACGGAUGGUGGCCAUCCUGUUUGUCAAUGUGAACCGAUAAAAAAUAAUAUUUCAGUAAUAAUACCGAUCAAUGAAACUCAAAUUCAUGCCAGUCAAAUUAAAAAUAAUUCAUCAGAAAUAGAUGUUCAAAUUGAAUCAUCAACAAUAGAAAUUACUUCAACAAUUGUAUUGAAUUCUACUAAUCAAUUGAUCGUAUUAAAUGAAACACUGACACCAAUUUGUAAUAAUUGUACGAAUUUAAUCGCCGAUGAAGAUCUUCUCAAUAAUGAGACUACUAUCGAAUGUCAAAUUAAUAUUAGUCUAUUAGCAAUGAGGAAAACUCAACAAGUUAAAUAUCGAUCAUUUACGAUUAUUGUUACUUGCUUAUUAGCAAUAUUUGUCGUUUCCAUCAUAGGCAUCUGUCUCCUUGUUCGUUAUAUUCGACAAACUUGUGGAUCGUACUCAAUGUGUAUUGGUAACAAAGAUCUGUCGAACCCAUCCAUCAUUCCAGUAUCACGUGAGAUAUCGAAUAGACACGUUGUCAUUUACAAUCGAUUGAGAUCACAUCCACCGUCGGCAACAAUUGAUGCGGAUAUAGUACAUGUAUUUAGUAAUCCUAAUUCACAUGACGAUACUAUUCAACUUCUACCGCAGUCAAUAAAUCAUACAAUGCCACAUGAAAAUCUCCUAACAAAAGAUGAAGAAGAACCGUUAUAUGCAAGACUUCCAUCGGUGAAUGAAAAGUGA